Molecule: messenger RNA, 348 nt
Organism: Postia placenta MAD-698-R-SB12
Lineage: Eukaryota; Fungi; Basidiomycota; Agaricomycetes; Polyporales; Adustoporiaceae
Exons: 4
Source: RefSeq, a predicted model, not a curated record
GCUCAGGCUCUGGCGCAGGGUCUGGAGGGAGAUCUCCUCGUGUUUGACUUGGACCGGCGACGACAUAUAGAUGACAGUCUCAGGGCCGUCUGGGAUGUAAACGUCGACGAGGUCCUGAGAGUCGAAUGCGUGGAUCUGGCCUUGGCAGGCAGCCACGUUGGAUGGGGGAAGGACGGGGAGGGACAAGAGGUCGAAACUGAGGUCCCUAGGGCAGCAGAGGCCGGCUUAUAUACAUGGGGAGAUAAGGGCAGGCUGUGCGCACUGGUCCGUGCGCAGCUGGUCUGUGUGCAGCAUGCCGACGCAGCCCUGGGGGCCAUAGAUAACGACGCGUCCAUAUCGGGCAUGUAG